GAUUACGCUAACUGCAAUCACUGCUGAUAGCUGUCGCAUGAAAAUUGAAAAUUGAAAAGUGACGUUUCUCGGUUGACGAUGGGGUGUUGGAGCUCGACAACUUUUUGGAUCGUUUAAUUAAUUGUAAAUAGUGAUAUGAAUUAACAACUUGAGUCAAGUUUCGGUGGCGUCGGUCCAGGUAACGCACCACGAUGACAGCUCAGCCGAGCGACAGCACGGAGUUUCCUCUCGAGAUUACACUCAAACCCCUCGCACUGAUCGGGCUGUCCGGCCUGGACACGAUUAACAACGCCAUCCACAAGACGAUAUGGGACGCCUUCUCCAACAACCGCCGCCCGGACCGCGCCUCCGUCCAGUUCAAACUUCUCCACAACACUUUCGAGUUUCCCGUCAUCAAACCGAAGAGAAACUCGUACGAAUGGUACAUCCCGAAGGGAAUAUUGAAGAAAAACUGGAUACCGAAACGCGUCGCACUCAUACCGGCCGUCGUCGUCAUAUUCUACGACAUGGAAUGGAACGACCCUCAGUGGAACGAGAAGAUCAUAGAGUGCGCGUCGCGAGUGCAGUCCAUCCGCGCCGCCGUGGAGGGCCACGCCACGCGCGUCGCCGUCGUGGUGGUGCAGAGCGGCCUGUCGCCGCCGCCCUCCGAGUACAUGCUCGGCGCCGAGAGAGCGCAGGUGCUCUGCUCCGCUUGCGAGAUACAGUCCAAGUCCCUAUUUGUCCUUCCACACAGUGACCAUCUCAUGGGCUACAUAGUUCGACUAGAGAAUGCUUUCUAUGAUAUUGCACAGAACUAUUAUCACCAUGAGACCAAAAAUAUCAAACAACACAGAGACCAUUUGAAUAAAACUACCCAUCAAUAUUUAUUUGUUCGACAUCAGUUCAAGCUGGGCUUCCUCAAUGAAUUGAAGCAGGACCUGAGCACGGCUCACAAGCACUACAUGCACGCUUACAACAACUUGCUAGAAACCAGGCAAGUUGAUACUAAUAUACAUGAAAUCAGAACUGUGGCAGGUUAUAUCAAUUACAAACUGUGCAAGCUGCUGUUUGCACUGAAUCUGGCCCGUGAUGCCAUUGCACAGCUCAAAUCACAUAUUGACAGAUAUAAAAAUAGAAUUGGCCCUACUGAAUUACUCUUUGAGCACUAUGCUUGGAUAGCCAGACAGUAUAGCGCAUUUGGUGAACUUUUUGAUGAGGCGAUUAGCUUAGGGCUUCCAGCUAUUCAGUCCCAACACCCUGGUUUUUAUUACCAGCAUGCUGCACAGUUCACUGUGAUGAGACGGCAAGCCAUGCGGUCCGUCUGUUGUGAAGCUCUACAGUACCCACCACCCCCAGACCCUAUGGAAGGCAUUGUGGAAUUUUACGGACAGAGACCCUGGAGGCCAGGUAGACUUAGUGCCGAUCCUCACGACCCUCAAAAGGAGCAGGCUGCUGUACUAGCAUUGCAGUACAAUGAGAGAGUUUUCAAUCACUCAGCUAUGAUUAUCAGCUUUCUAAGUAGUGCCAUCACACAGUUCAAGACUUUUCAUUCUCCCCGGAUGAGAAAGCAGCUAGUUGUAGAAAUGGCUAACGAGUAUUACUAUUGUGCAGACUAUGGUAAAGCUCUCACUCUAUUGACUCAUAUGCUUUGGGAUUACAGAAGAGAGAAAUGGUGGUUUCUAGCAUCUCAUGUCUUGAACCGAGCUUUGCAAUGUGCCUACUUGUCAGCAAAAAUCCAAGAUUACAUCCAGCUCUCUAUAGAGGCACUCUCAAAGCACAUUCAAGUCCCUAACAAUGAUAAAGACAGGAUAUUCAGGAAUAUUAUGUCUGUUCUUAAUCUGAACAUUCCAGCACCGGAGCCAGAUCUGCCUGUUUCCUCACAGAGCAGAGCUCUGGAACUUUGGCAGCUGGCUAUUGAGAAAGAGCCUCUAACAAUAGUUAUAGACAUGGUUAAUAUUUCAAGUUUCCUAGAAGUAAAGACUAAAUUUAAACAAGCUAAAUACAGAAUGGAUGACACAAUUGAAGUUGAGUUAUUUGUGCGUCUCACUUUUAACACAACCCUCCUAGCAAAGGCAGCUUUACUUACAAUAGCCAGCAAAGUAGAAACCAUAGAGAUUCCUAUAUUGGAUAGUGGAAUGACAAAUGUGAAGUUAGAAGGUGGAAAGGUGAGGAGGUUUUUAUGUCAAUUUAAAACAAAUCCACAUGAUAUUGGGUCAGAUAUGAGCAUUAAAAAUGUGUCAUUUAUACUUGAUCAUGAAAGGCGAAGAAAGAUAAUUAUGAAUUUUAAAGUUGAAGAUAGUAAAUCUCUAGAGCCUACUGUACAUCCUGAACUGCUCCAUUUCAUAUUGAGUCCUAAAAGUGACUAUGAGUUUGAUUGUAUAGUGCCUUUGAAUACCACCAGUAUAACUAGCAGAGAAUGUAGGCUAUCUAUAGAAAUUGAAAAUGCAGUUCCUGCUCUCCAGGGAGAAUGGUUUCCCACAACAUUUACUGUGGUCAAUAAUGAAGAAAGCUCAGUUUAUGACUUGGCAAUAGCCCUGUCCCUUUUGAGCUCACCGGACAAUCCUAACCCUGACUCAGUGACAGAGUUGAGUUACGCUCACGGUGAGUCACAGCCACAACCUCUGAAGUUCCAAGUAGGUACUGUCGACGAGGCUUCUGCUUACACCAAUUUAUUUUAUUUAAAGACUAACAGAACUGCAACAGCAACAGUACAAUUAAGAGUGUCAUACAAAAUUGAUUUUCAAGAGAUGCCUAAACUUGAAUGUGUUAAGGAUUUUACUACCAAAAUUACAGUAAUUAAACCUUUUGAAGUAACAACUAAUUUUGUUGACAUGGGUUUUAUGCCCAUAACAAAAUGCUUUGUAGAUGAUCCUUUUAUAGUAAUGCCUGAGAUAAAAAUUCUCAGUCCGUGGGAUUUACUUAUUUUAGAUACUGAGCUAGAGACUGUGGAGUGCUUGAAGUAUGGUGAUGAUAAAAAGCCAUCAUCGUGCAUUAGGAAUUUACAGGUAGCCGAAAGAAAUGUAGCAUCUGAUGCUAUAUGUGUACAGGCAAGGUACAAACCAAAAGACCCUCCCACCAGGGUAGGGUUAUACAACAUCAUGUGGAGGCGAGAAAGCAGCACCAGUGGCCCCUGUGUUAUGAGCAGCAGUGCCUUGUCAGGUAUUGCAAUAGAAGAGUGCCCUAUUUCCAUUGAAGUCAAUUAUCCAGAAGUAGUUGAAUUGAUGACUUCUGUUCCGCUCAAGUGUAGAUUGAUCGGUAGAACUGACGUUCCCAUCAGGCUAAGUUUGACAGUAGAGGGCACAGACACUUACAUAUUUUCAGGAUACAAAAAGUUUUCUGUGACGGUUCCACCCAAGGAUAAGUUUGAGCUGUGUUAUAACAUUCUCCCUCUGGUGACUGGCAACACUGUUCCUCCAAGAUUAAAAGCCGUAGUGCUAGGAGACAACACAAGGCAGGAAAUAGUUACAGAAAUCUUUGAGAAACACUUUCCGAGAAAUAUAUUUGUUAUGCCUAAGUAUAAAUGAAUUUAUUGUAUUAAAUUAUAUUGUUAGUCAUUUCAAUUGAGAUUUGUAAAUAGUUUGAACAAACAUGUAAUUAUAUUGUAGUUACCCUGUAAUUAAUUGAUUAUAAUUCUUAGGAUAAAUUCAGUUACUUAUUUUUAAGUCUGUUUUGUUUAACAGAAGGUAUUAAAGUUCUUAUUGAAAAUUAAAGAAA
Molecule: messenger RNA, 3693 nt
Organism: Bicyclus anynana (squinting bush brown)
Lineage: Eukaryota; Metazoa; Arthropoda; Insecta; Lepidoptera; Nymphalidae
Gene: gry
Product: trafficking protein particle complex subunit 11
Exons: 1
Coding region: 192-3503 (1103 amino acids)
Cellular component (GO): cytoplasm
Source: RefSeq, a predicted model, not a curated record